This is a messenger RNA of Limulus polyphemus (Atlantic horseshoe crab), 2178 nucleotides long. RefSeq names its product snRNA-activating protein complex subunit 3-like (gene Pbp49). Gene Ontology annotation, molecular function: core promoter sequence-specific DNA binding; RNA polymerase II cis-regulatory region sequence-specific DNA binding; bent DNA binding. Lineage: Eukaryota; Metazoa; Arthropoda; Merostomata; Xiphosura; Limulidae. Gene Ontology annotation, cellular component: snRNA-activating protein complex. The coding region runs from base 541 to 1713 and encodes 390 amino acids. The record is from RefSeq and is a predicted model, not a curated record. The transcript is spliced from 9 exons. Gene Ontology annotation, biological process: snRNA transcription by RNA polymerase II; snRNA transcription by RNA polymerase III.
UGGUGUCUUCUAACCUCUCUGACGCUCUCUCAAGCUCACGAAGUAGACAACUGUGGGUUACUGUUUGUCUUAAGCAUAAAAUCCUUUCUGAAAUAGUUACUUCGAACUAAUGUUGUAGAAUUUUAGUGAAUGUUUUCCACAAAAACAAACUCACAGUUAAUACUAACUCUGUGACCCGCAUGAUGUGCGUUUGUCAGUUGAUAUUGAACGACAUAACCAAUAGUAUUUAUGCAUUAAAACAAGUACCCAUACAAAAUUACCUUCACAAAAGGAAAUAAACGAUUCUAAUUUUCUAUACUAACGAAAAAAAAAUAUAGCAUCAAUAUUACCUAAAAUACCUAGUUUAAGACACGCAAUUUACAACUAGGAUAUUAGCCUGACGGAUAAAAUUUGGAUGGUUAUUUCGCGUACGUCACACGUAUGCACAUAUCUACUCUCCCGAUGGAUUUGGACAAGGAUGAGAUUUCGCAGCACAACGCUGAAGUAAGAGGACUGCAAAACUUGUAUUUAAACUAAGUGUUGUUAAGGUUACUUGCAGGAAUGGAAAGUGUCCAUGAACCCGACAAACGUGCGUGGAUAUCUAAUCCAGUUAGUGUAAAACGUUCUUAUGAACGUUGGUGUGAAAGCCUUUUUGAAAAUGAAACAGAAAAUGUUACAGGUUCGAAGAUGUUGCAAAAACUAGUUCUCUUAUUACAGUUACCUGAUCAUGUUGUUAAAACUUUAGAAACUGAAUGUGGACCCAAAUCAUUGAUCUGUGAAGGAGAAGUGCAUGCACAAAGUGAGAAGGUCACAGAGAUACCAGAGGAAGUGGAGUUGAUGACAUUAAGGAUUCAAAAAGGUGAACUGGAGAAACGGAGAAGUGAUGUGAACUAUAAAAAAUAUGUAUAUGACAGGUUGAAAGUGCAAGAUUAUCCUGAGAGAGUAUGCUUGGGUGGAGUAACUAAUAGCCAAUCAAAGAAGACAUCUAGUAAAGUUAAACUUGGUAUAUUGUCAGAUGUUUUGCUGACUGUUCAGAUUUUCAGGCCUGUUCAAAAUGUAUCAAACCAAAAAUAUAGAGGAGUUGAAAGCUUACUGGUGGACCAGGAGGUAGCAGUACUAGGACGACAGAAACUUAUUCAACUCAGAGAUAGCAUUGGCUGUGUAUCAGAUAUAGCAGUUCCAGGAGAUUUUAGUGAAAAUCCUAAUUUUCCUCCAGAAUUACGAGCAGAGGAUCUGUAUAAAUCAGGAUUCUUCUAUAUUAAUGGGGUUUUUUACAGUGACAUGAGAAACACAGAAAAUCGAGACUAUAGCAGUCAAAUAAGAGCAUGGGCUAAAGAAACAGUAGAAAAAAUAGGUCCAUUCACCAGCAAGAAAAUGGAAGACUGCCAAUUUAUGGAUUUGGAUUUAAGACUUGGUUAUCCAUAUGUGUAUGUCCAUCAAGGCUUCUGUGAACACCUAAUUGUGUUUUCUGACCUUAGACUUUGCCAUCCAGAUGAUAGCCAAGACAUUUGUGACUACCCAAUGUAUUUGCGAACACCACGGAAACAGCGUAUUAUCUGCAUGGUGUGUCACAUCAAAACCUCAAGGUGGGUAACAUUUGGAAAUAAGAGAGUGCCAGAAGAUCCUUUCUUUUUCUGUGAGAAUUGUUUCUUUAAAUACAACUAUACUGCAGAUGGGAAAAAAAUAGGGGAUUUUCAAGCUCAUCUAUAUUUUGAUCGAACAGCAAUAUUUUGAGAAUUAAAAUACUAUUUCAUGAUACCUUUUAAAAUGUUUUUGAAACUGUGUUUCUUCUUCUCCACAAUGUUUUUUACGAUUUAUGUAUUUCAAGAAUCUUUAGUGAGUAUUCAGCAUAAGGUGUUGUAACUAUUACCCUUUAUUCAUAAAUAAAAAUAAUAAAAUAAAUAAAUAAAGGUCUAGUAGUAAUAUAUGUGGAGUCUUUUGCAAGAAUUCCCUUCAGUAAAUUUACCAAAAACCCAUUCUCCUAAACUGCUGGACGCACCAACUUUUAAUUCAUUCCAAACAAUUUGUCUCAGCCUCGAGGUUUGCACAAAGGUAAAACUUUUCACCCAACUCCUUAAGAAACCUGGAUAUUUUGCAAAAACAAUUUUAUAUCCCCCAAAUGCAGACACUAAAUUUGGCAUGUUUUUACAUUAGAACAUGUAAAUAAGUAGGCCUACUAAUUACCAUUUGUAACUUAGU